AUGAAUUUGCGUAAAGUGUUAUGGUCACGCCUUAUUUUGGGUGUUUUAUCAGUUAUAUUUGUAAUAUUUUAUGUCACUCAGUACAAGGAAUAUCAUUCAAACUAUGCUCAUUUGUCUGACAAAUAUUCGAAAUUAAUGGUACAUUCAAGUGGAUUGGGUGCACAAUUGCAGUGAAUAGCUUCGGAUAUUGUGCAUAUGCAGUUGUUAGCUGAUUUAAAAGCAUAUUUGAUUGUAUUAAUGGAGCGGAACCAUCGAGCCGAAGAAUUAUUGAGUGAUAUGCGUAACAAAUACAAUCAAAUUUUGUUGGGUAAGCAAUUGCUAAUUCCGAGUGUUCCAAAGAAAAGAUUCCAAAAAUGCCUAAUACGGUGA
Acanthocheilonema viteae is the source of this 369-nucleotide messenger RNA. The record is from the annotation of a GenBank genome assembly. Lineage: Eukaryota; Metazoa; Nematoda; Chromadorea; Rhabditida; Onchocercidae.